This is a messenger RNA of Talaromyces rugulosus, 2145 nucleotides long. RefSeq lists its product as uncharacterized. Gene Ontology annotation, cellular component: membrane; Golgi apparatus. Gene Ontology annotation, biological process: vacuolar transport; protein localization to membrane. The transcript is spliced from 5 exons. Bases 1 to 2145 code for a protein of 714 amino acids. The record is from RefSeq and is a predicted model, not a curated record. NCBI's taxonomy places the organism in Eukaryota, Fungi, Ascomycota, Eurotiomycetes, Eurotiales, Trichocomaceae.
AUGGCCUAUAUCAUGCACGCUCGGAAUUGGUCGUUGACUGUACUGGUCUUCUUCGCAUCAGUCUGUCAAUCAUUUUACAUUCCCGGGUAUUCGGUAACUAGUUAUCAAGACAAGGAGCCGAUCCCGCUGCUAGUGAACAAGGUGUUCUCCGACCACACUCAAUUACAAUAUGCCUACUUUGACCUUCCUUUCGUCUGCCCGCCCACCGGCCAGACCCACGGCGGUUCUGCAUUCGGGUCGGGACACAGUAUCUCUUUGAAUCUCGGCGAGAUCCUCCGCGGCGAUCGAAUCAUGACUUCGGACUUUGAGCUGGUAAUGGGGCAGGAUGUUGGUUGCCGCACCCUAUGUUCGCAGGAGGUCGAUCGCAAGGGUGUGAAAUGGGGCCGCGAACUUAUUAAAGAUGGAUACGUGGUGGAGUGGAUUGUCGACAAUCUUCCUGCAGCAACCAGUUUCGUCACCGUCGACCGCAGCCGCAAGUACUAUUCGAGCGGGUUCAAGUUGGGCUACCUGGACUACUUCCCUGCCGAUGGGUCAUCUCGUUAUUAUAUCCACAACCAUUUCAACAUCAUAAUUCGCUGGAGGAAAGCUUCAGGAAGAGCGGGAGACCAGGGAAAGCGUGUCAUUGUCGGGUUUGAGGUCUACCCAAAGAGUAUUGGACCUGAUGAUCGGGACGAGGAAGGUUGCCCCAACAAUGUGCAUGAAGAUCAUUCACAUUUGGAGCUGUUCAUCAAACCAAAUAAUACACAGUUGGAGCAGAUGUACAGCGACUCUUCGUACAUUCCGCAGCGAGGCGACGAUGCAGAGGACGGCGCAACACUGGAUAUUCCCUACACCUACUCCGUCUACUUCCGGGAAGAGAAUUCGGUAGAGUGGUCGAAUAGAUGGGACUUGUUUUUCACAGACCAGGUUGACAGCUCGAUGACGCAUUGGCUCGCAAUCGUCAAUUCUUUGACCAUCUCGGGACUUCUGGGCGUUACUGUUAUUGUCAUUUGGAGCCGAACCAUACAGGGCGAUAUUAAGGGCCGUGGAGACGGAAUCCUGGAGGAAGGAAAGACCAAGCCCCGUUCAAAGAAGCCGAGUGAGACCAGAGAGAAGUCUUCUGGCGAAGGACUUCUUGAGCAACCGACGGAUGGACAUGCUGAGGCAGAUUCCCCAUCUGAUGACGAAUUGGAGGAUGUUGCGGGAUGGAAACUGGUUCACGCAGACGUCUUCCGCUUGCCAGCGCAUAGCGGAUUUCUGGCGCCUCUGGUAGGAUCUGGAACGCAGUUGAUCUUCGUGGCAGCGGGUCUUCUUGUCCUCAGCUCUAUAGGUAUCUUGAAUCCUAGCUUUCGAGGGGGCUUUGUCACAGUUGGCGUCGGUCUUUUUGUAUUUGCCGGCCUCUUCUCUGGUUAUUUUUCCGGGCGACUCUACAAGACACUUGGAGGGCAGCAUUGGAAGAAGAACACAAUCUUGACUGCAUCGUUGUUCCCCGGGCUGACGUUUUGCCUGGUUUUGUUUUUGAACUUGUUUGUGUGGACUCAGGCAUCUAGCACCGCACUGCCUUUCGGAACACUAGUAGGACUUGUCGCCCUGUGGCUUCUGGUGCAGGUUCCAUUGGUAUACGCGGGCAGUUGGUUUGGCUUCGUGCGUGCUGAGCCUUGGCAACACCCGACCAAGACGGCUUCAAUCGCCCGACAGAUCCCAGCACAGCCAUGGUACCUGCGUGGCGUCAACGGGAUUCUUCUGAGUGGACUGAUUCCAUUUGCCGUGCUCUUUAUCGAGCUCUUGUUUGUGUUCAAGAACCUGUGGCAGGACAAGAGUGGAUAUUACUAUGUGUUUGGGUUCUUGAGCGUGGUCAGCACUAUUUUGAUAGUCACUGUCAGCGAGGUGACUAUCAUUGCAACCUACAGCCAGCUUUGCGCGGAGAACUACCACUGGUGGUGGCGGAGCUUCCUAACGGGGGGCAGUAGUUCCGUCUGGAUUUUUGCGUACUGCAUCUGGUACUACAUGUACAAACUGCACAUCACAGGCUUUGUUUCCAGCCUGCUCUUCUUUAGUUACAGCUUCCUUGCAUGCGCCGUAUACGCGCUUCUCACGGGGACCGUUGGAUUCUUGACGGCGUAUGCGUUUAUCCGAAGAAUCUACAGCGCUGUCAAGAUUGAUUAA